This is a messenger RNA of Colletotrichum phormii, 348 nucleotides long. RefSeq lists its product as uncharacterized. The record is from RefSeq and is a predicted model, not a curated record. Bases 75 to 293 code for a protein of 72 amino acids. NCBI's taxonomy places the organism in Eukaryota, Fungi, Ascomycota, Sordariomycetes, Glomerellales, Glomerellaceae. The transcript has a single exon.
CUUGCGUGUGGGCAAUUCAAAGGAACUGGGCGAAACAUCGAUGCUCACUCUAGGAAAGGUACAUGUAGACAUGAAUGUUUCAUUGUUUAAAUUAUAUUCUGACUCAAUUGACGGCCCUUGCCACCACAGGAUUGGCGGAUUGCCGUCACGCUACGUUCCUGACGCAGCGUUAUUCCGUAUGGUCUUCAUUGCCAUGGUAUAGCAGCUGGUUUUUGGUUUGGUUUUCCUUGACUCCUUUUCAACGCCUUCGCAUAACUGUUGACCAUCGACACCAACUCGUACACCCAAAUUAAGAGUUCGGUAAAGGCGACUACUGGGUCUUGUAGUCGCCGAGAAUCCUAUCAUCAU